Molecule: messenger RNA, 282 nt
Organism: Oikopleura dioica
Lineage: Eukaryota; Metazoa; Chordata; Appendicularia; Copelata; Oikopleuridae
Source: the annotation of a GenBank genome assembly
AUGCUGAAGAGUUUGCGAAAAUUUCUUUUCCCGCCUAAUAACCCUGCCGUGGAAAAUGAGGAGACACAGCCUGGAGGGAAUAAUAACAGGAAUCUACAGGCUGAGGUCGAUUCUCUUAGAUGGCAGUUGGACCAGAUGAGGAGCAAAAUCUCAGCACUUCAAGAAGGCCUAAACAAAAAGAUCUUGGCUGAAGAAGCAUACGAAGAGAAGAUCGAGCUUCUUCAAAGAAAAAAUGAGGAGCUCCGCUUUCGAAACGAGAUGCUUCAAGAUCGCCUCGAAUAA